UAACAUUUAAUCCUGCUGAUAACACCCCAGAAAAUGUACAGCAUCCUUACUGUGCACGGAAAACAGCCGCUCUAUUCUAUUCUAUUCUAUUCUAUUCUAUUCUAUUCUAUUCUAUUCUAUUCUAUUCUAUUCUAUUCUAUUCUAUUCUAUUCUGAUAUUUCAUGUUUUGUAUUAGUGUUUAUGAGCUUUUUGUCUUGUUUUAAUGCUGUUGAAAUUGCACAAAGCAGAUGUAUUGCUUAAAUGUAAUUCACUGUGAAACCUCUUAGUGAGAAAUGCUUGUUAAUUCUGCUGUCUGUUCGUCUUUUCUGUGCGUAAUGCGGGUCAAAUCUUUUAAUUGUGGGUGUUUUGCAUUCGUUUAUGAUACUAUAAGAGUGGCAGCAGCAGAAAGUGAGAGUGUAUCACACAUAUCAGUGUGUUAGUGUCUGAAAUGAGCAGCAGCUUGUGUGAGCAGGUCACGGUUGGAUCCAUGAAUUCCCUUCAGCAGAAAGAAAAACAACACAAAGAGCGCUGGAUCUGUGCUCAGUAACGCACAGCUCAAGGGCAAAAGCAGCCUCACGCACGCACGGUGUGGAUGUGCCCAUAUGGACUUACUAUGCCAGUGAUGUUAAUAUCAGAAAGUGGAGGGAAAUAAAUCCUGUUUAUUCAUGCAAACCCAGGCGGAGCUGCAUUACUAUGCGAGGGGAGUUAGACGUGGAAUGGGCGCCUGUUGGAGCAACACGGGGUUUUAAAAAGGGGGAAACGGCGCUGAAUUCUCGUUCUUAAUGCAAAGGUCUACGGGUGAUUUAGGAGGCCGUGUAACCUGAAUUAGUUGAUGAAUUUUCUAUCGAUCCUAAACAAGCCAGAUUUAUCUCUGACACGGAGCUGCUGGGUGGCGGAGCAGCAGCCGGCCAGGCCACUCUCCCACUCCCCGUUAUUAGCGAUUUAAAAAAAGAAGAGGAAAAAAGCAAAGCGCUUUGGCAAGCACGUCCCUACACACACCCAAGUAUAUACACAGAGGGUGGUGCAGGCGCCACUUCAAAUCCCCCCGAGCGCUUUCUCUCUGCUGCUUCUUUUUUCUUUAUUUUCCUAUUUGAAGUUCCAGCCAGACGCGUAAGAGGGGGAAAGGGUUCGUUUGCAAUAAGGGAGGACUUGUCGUCUGUGGCUUACUGUACUCUGUUGCAUGUGCGCGUGUCCGUGUGCGCGCACGUCUCCAUUUGGAGCGGAAUGUGUUUUCAGCGUGUUGUUAUUGUUGUGAUCCUCUGGCUGCCCACAUGUGGCGGGGAGACAUCCAGGGAGGGACGGGGCGGGAGAGGGGGAAGUAUGGAGCGCCGUGAAUGCCCACAAACUGAGGCCAUAUGAUGAUGCGCGUGCGGGGGCCGUGUAUAUGCUUAAUCCCAUUUCCUUAUCCGGGGUUCGUCCUGGAGGCGCGCCAUUGGCCAGCCGCCGUCACGUGGCUUCUUAACUUUGUUCACUUGACAGAAAAGUAGGAGGGUUCAACGGAACAGGAAUAACCGAAGAGUAAAGGGAUGAGAUAUAAAUUUUAGUUAUAUAUUUUCCGAGUAGGUGCAAUUCCACAAAAAGACUGAAAUUAAUGGCCAUGAGCUCCUAUUUGAUCAACUCCAACUAUGUGGACCCGAAGUUCCCACCGUGCGAGGAAUACUCUCAGAGCGACUAUCUGCCCAGUCACUCUCCGGACUACUACAGCUCCCAGAGGCAGGAGCCUGCUGCCUUCCAGCCGGACUCUCUCUACCACCACCACCAGCACCACGCACACCACCACAGCCACCACCAGCAGCGAGCCGAGCCGCCCUACACGCCGUGCCAGCGCGCAUCGCAGCCCGCCUCGGUGGUGAUGUCCCCCCGGGGUCACACCGUCCCUCCGACCGGGCUGCAGACCACCCCUGUCCCGGAGCAGAGCCACCGCUGCGACUCGGUAACACCGAGCCCGCCUCCGCCUCCGCCUCCGUCCUGCGGUCAAACGCCCCACAGCCAAAGUACUUCUUCCCCCACGAGCACCCGCAAGGACCCGGUAGUCUACCCGUGGAUGAAGAAAGUCCAUGUAAACAUCGUGAGCUCCAACUACACGGGGGGCGAACCGAAGCGCUCGCGGACGGCGUACACGCGCCAGCAGGUUCUGGAGCUCGAGAAGGAGUUCCACUACAACCGGUACCUGACGCGCAGGCGCAGGGUGGAGAUCGCGCACACGCUGUGCCUGUCGGAGCGGCAGAUCAAGAUCUGGUUCCAGAACCGGAGGAUGAAGUGGAAGAAGGACCACAAGCUGCCCAACACCAAGGUCCGCUCCGGGGCCAGCGGCGGCAGCACAAACUCCCCGGCUCUGAGCGGAUCCCAGACCCGCUCCUCUGGACCCCUAUAGCCCGGUACCGUGGCUGUCUGUCUCAUGUUUGCCCUCCCCGGUUCCCAAACUGAACGCCGAAGGGGCAAACACGCUUGUAACCACCGGAACCUGCACUUUGGAGCGGAAUAACGGCUUCCUGCUGUGGAGGGGGAGAUGCGGCCCUGAUCUGAUGUUACUCUAGAAUAUGACGCUCUGACGUGGGAGGGGUGGAGGGGUGGAGGGGAGAUUUCCCAUUCAGAAAAUAUGAAAUGAACAGACAGUAGGUGAAGGAGACUGAAAGAACUGAAAACGAUGCGGCUUCCUGGCUUUCAGCACCCUCUCUCUCACCCUGCUUUUUAUUUCUGUCUUUUUAUACUCCUCUCUCUCUCUCUCUCUCUCCCUUCCUCUGACGGUAGGCUGAAGAUAAUGUUCCCGCGUGUGUGUGGGUUCUUUCCUUUUCUUUUUCUAUCCAAAACUCUCUUCUCUCUUUUUUUUUUGGUGAAGAUGGAUCCUCGUUUUCAUCUUUAAUCAUGCCAAACUCGGGCCCCAUUUGUCAUGUUUACUCUGCGGGUACAAAGCAAAGGGGUGAACCGCGGCUCUGCCCAUUACCCCUCACCCCCUACACCCCCUACACCCCCUUCCUCCCCCAUCUCCAAACCGCCAACCCCCCCAUCCCGUCCGCACACACGCACGUGUAAUAAAUGGAAGUGUGGUUUGGUCCAGAGCAGUAUUCCUCCACUCUGUCCGUCCUUCGAGCUCUCUAACGUCUACUAUAACCUCCGGUAUGAUCCAAAACCACAGCGGACAGUUUCUGCUGUUUCAAGUAUAAUUGUUUCUGUUUUUGUUUAAUGACAAAAUAUAGCUUUUGAAAUUUUAAUUCUAGUUAUUUUUGAAUUCAGUGUUGAUUGUAAAAUGAUGCUGUUGUUGCUGAGAGGAGCGUCUCUGUGGUCCGUUGAUUGUUCAUGUUGUGAUGUCGUUAUACAGGGAAGCAGUGGAACAGGGUGAAGUUAAAAAUACAGAGAAAUUAAUAAACAGGGUUUAUAAAGCUGCCUAACACUAAUAACCACACCAAAAUACUGGUACAGAUAGUCCGAGAACACAUUAUAAACACAGCACUAUUGCAAUGUACUACCUAUUACCUCAGUUGUACUUAUAUAUAUUUUUAUUUUUUUUGGUCAUCUUUUUUUCUUGCUCGUUUAAUGAAGUGACAGCUUUUCGAGCUUUUAUAUUUUUUGAAAUUGUGUGACGAGUUAUUAUAAUAAUUAUUAUUAUUACUACCUGCAAUACAAUUCUUGUAUUCUUGUAUGUGGAAAGUUAAAAAAAUGUAAUUUAAUUAUAAGCAAUUGUUCUAGAAAGGGACAUUCAGAAAAAUAAGGAGCCUCUUUUUGCAUGAACUGUGUUGAUUUUAUUAUUUUUCUAUCUUUUCUCCGCACAUUAAAUGCGCGUACACUUACUUUCUCCCCUUUUUUCCUUCUCCUCCUCAUCUCUCUCUGUUCCUUCACUUUGUGACACUUUUUAGAUAUUUUAUUCUGCAAGUGUUUAUAAUUGAUGGUAUUUUAUUUACAUUCCAAAGAUGAGUUUCUCUCCUUAUUGAAGAUGAUGAUGAUGAUGAUGGUUUAGUGUUGUUGGCUCCUUUCUCUGCUCAUGCCUCCUCAGUGUCUCCCUUCCUAUUAUUUGUAAAUAGUUCAUAGAAAUUUAAAUAAAUGGCUGAAAAUGUA
Amphiprion ocellaris (clown anemonefish) is the source of this 4032-nucleotide messenger RNA. It is a transcript of the gene hoxb4a, whose product is annotated as homeobox B4a. The coding region runs from base 1571 to 2353 and encodes 260 amino acids. NCBI's taxonomy places the organism in Eukaryota, Metazoa, Chordata, Actinopteri, Pomacentridae. Gene Ontology annotation, molecular function: RNA polymerase II cis-regulatory region sequence-specific DNA binding; DNA-binding transcription factor activity, RNA polymerase II-specific. The transcript has 2 exons. Gene Ontology annotation, cellular component: nucleus. The record is from RefSeq and is a predicted model, not a curated record. Gene Ontology annotation, biological process: embryonic skeletal system morphogenesis; anterior/posterior pattern specification; regulation of transcription by RNA polymerase II.